CAACAUACUCACUACAGAAGAUGAAGUUUAUCACAUGGAAACCGCAAGAAGGACCAUAGAACCAAUUCCCACCGAGGAAGACUCAUUGAACCUGAAACAAAAAGAAAAAGCAAGGUUAGUCAAUGAAAACAGACAAAAACACGAAACAGUGUUAAAUAAGACCUACACACUAGAGAAAAGUGAGGUAGACACAUUAAAUAUAACAAACAUAGCGAAAAGCGAACAAAACCACGCAAAAACCACAUUACGUGUAAACCAGGUACGUGUGAACGCACCACAAGACAAAUUUCUUACGAGAAAUGAACCAAAUUCCACAACAAUACAGGAACAAGUACAAUCAAAAAGUAAUAAUAUUCAAAACCUGCAAGACCAAUUGCAGAACUUGAUUGAUAAAGCUAAAACACAAAUCGGCCCACGAGAGAACAGACCGAGUACACCAAGUCAAAUUAAAACUGAAUCUCUUACGCAGAUCAACAACGAUUCAUCAAAAGAAUCAAUUAUAUUCGCUAAAAAUGCGAACCAACACGUUAAGUCGCACGAUUAUACUAUUUCAUGCGAUAACAGCCAUAAAAAAUUACUAGGACCAAAUACCGCAAGUUGGAGAACACGCUCACCCAUCAUUACCCGCCAACGCAAUCGUAAUCAGCUGAUACGACCAAGCGAUACUACACGCGUGAGCAAACAGUGUACAAUUAGCAAAAGAAUAAUCCAAAAGAUUAAAAACAUGGACUUGGAACCACCAUACGGAAAAAUGUGGUACAAGCAACUAUCCAACCGUGAGAAGGAAAUCCACGAGGAGGUUAAAAGAAGGAAGAGGUGGAAAAAAAUAAUAACCGAAAAACGUAAAAGAAUCCAAGCUCUUGAGACGUUCAUCGGAAACACCUCACCAACCCACGAAGAUGAAGAGGUAGACCAAGACGUCAUAACCGAAGAAAAAAAUUGGGAGAAAGAAUACAAUAAAACCGUAGAGGACAACUACGAAGAAGAUGUCGACAAACAAAGGUUAGUCGAUCAAUUCACAAUCAACGAUAAAAACGGACAGCCAUAUUACGAAGUUAACGUCGUAAUAAACAUAACGGAUGUUAGAAAAGAAAAGUACGACGAUCCAAAGGAUUGCGUAAUAAAUUACAAAAUAUGUAAACAAACAGCCACCAGAAUUGUUCAAUUAAUACACCAAAACAUAGAGGAAGACGAUAUGCAAUCUGGCAUAUCCGAACCCACAACAAUGUCAAACGAAACAUUCGUAGACAACUCUAAUAACACGCAGCAUUUAAUAAUUAAAAAGAAAGACAAAACCACAGCCACAUCAAGUGAGGACAGUGCGGAUUACACAGAACAAAAUAGCUGCAAGAAAAGAACCAAAAUAAUAAAAUCUCAAGCCAAGUCAAAAAUAGCUAAGUUAAAACAGAGAAACGAGGCUGGCAAAUUUGUUAAAACUAAGCCGACAAUCAUCAAACAAGAGAACAUCACGCAAAGGUACUCUAUAACCAAAGAAAACCCCACCAAAUUAUCAAAAAUUGCCGUUUCGCCAAAACGAAACGACAAUUUGGCGGGAAAAUUGCAACCGCGGGAAAAUUAUCCCGUGGUUGCAUUACAAAGGAUCCCAUACGUGGAUGAGCCCCCCACUGGAGCAUCUCCGGAACCUAGAAUGGACGCCGGAACUGCGAGGGAUUCACCGGACGUGACCAAAGUAGGCGCCGGACCGGACGUGGACCGGAGCAUGGCCACACCAGCGGAAUGUGAGGCGAUUGACAGCCAAAGUGAGCAAACCGACAGGAUGGUCAUCACUGCAGUUACCGACACUCGUGGCACCACGAAUAUCGAACCACCGACCCAAGCACAGGAGCAGGCGGCGGAGGAGUUAAAAAACUAUACACCGUAAUGCGCCACACAAGCAAUAAUAUAGAGCAUUCUAAACAUAUUCUUAUUACGUGUCUUAUUUUGUAUUAUUAUUAAUUUUUACUUUUUACUUCAUUUGACUCUGCUCUAUUUCAUAGAAUGCUUAAGCUUAUUCUAAUUUAAGUUUAUUUUAUAACCAACCUAAUUAUAAGUCUAAUAAUAAACCACAACAUCUAUAUUCGAUACACAUAUAUUAUUAGUAAAACAGUUAAUUUUACUUAUUAUUUCAAUAUUCGCAUUAUUAAUUAAAUCAAAAUUUAAUCAUAGCUUGUUAAAGAUGCCACAAGUUCAAUUGCGCCUUCCCGCGCUCAGUUGUGGUAAUACCGCCAUCUUGGCGGAGUGAUACAUGGCAGCGUCCGAAAUAGGGGCCUCGACGAGAGAAGCCAAGCGUCGCCAUAUUAACAGUCAGUCGGUUACAGACCGAGCUCAGAGACAGACCUAUGCCACCGGGCAUACGUGGUAUGAUGCAACAUUGCAUCAUCUCGCGCGCGACGCGAACGAUUACAUCAUUCAUUAAGAACAAUAGUAAUAGUGACUAGGGACCAAUUGUACUUUUAUUUUCUUUUAUUAUCAUGUGUGUGCAAUAAACAUUAUAUUAUGUGAAUCGGCAUAAGUGAUUUGCGCAACCGACAUUGAUAAGUCCCAUCCACAUGUCACUACCUGAAAUAAGAAGUGCAUGAACAUUAAACUCAGUGCACAAAAACGAAAUAAAUAAACUUACCUGUGUACCGACGAACAUUACGCAGCGGCGUAAUCAAUCCCACGACGACCACGUUGACAGGAAGGACGAGCCUGGCCAAUCACGUACGAGGAUUCCUGAAACAGAGAGAAAGGACAAUUACGUAUCCCACCUUGGUAAUUACAGGGUUAAAUUACCUGGCGACCGUGAAAUUCACGUAGGAUUCAUCUUAAAGGUAGGUGAAAUAACCUGUAAAGUGAAAAUUCGGAAAUUAGCAUUUGUU
This is a messenger RNA of Solenopsis invicta (red fire ant), 2861 nucleotides long. RefSeq lists its product as uncharacterized. The transcript has a single exon. Lineage: Eukaryota; Metazoa; Arthropoda; Insecta; Hymenoptera; Formicidae. Bases 35 to 1882 code for a protein of 615 amino acids. The record is from RefSeq and is a predicted model, not a curated record.